CACCAUAUCCCUGCUAUCCACACUGCGUUCUCGCCAUGAAGGAGCCCGUGAAGAAGGACAUGCUGGCGCUAGCUUCAGCAGACAAGGAAGAGCAGUACGUGCACCAGGUUUAUAACGAAAUUGCCUCGCAUUUCAGCGACACCCGCUUCAAGCCCUGGCCUGUGAUCGCCCGCUACCUCAACGAGCUGCCUGCCGGCAGUUACCUGGGCGUGCGAACCGGCGACGUAUUUAUGAUGGGCACGGACCGCAGCGAGUCGCUGGUGGAGAUCUGUCGGCAGCGCAACUACGAAUGCAUGGUCAGUGACGGCUUGUGUUUGCCAUACAGGACAGGCGCGUUUGAUUUUGCCAUAUCAAUUGCUGUUAUUCACCAUUUCUCAUCGCCCGACCGUCGGCUGCAAGCAGUGAAAGAGCUGCUGAGGAUUGUGAAGCAAGGGGGCACGGUGCUCGUAACGGUCCGGCGCAAGUUUGAUCCAAGCACUCAGGAUGUUUUAGUGCCGUGGGUUGUUCCUAAAUCGAGAAAGCCAGAGUGUGAAGGAGCUAGUGAACCAACUGACGAUAAGGUCUACCACAGAUACUAUCACCUCUUCAAGGAGGGUGAACUCGACCAGCUAUUUGUGCAGGCUGGUAGCUGCGAGCUCGUUGAGAGCGGCUACGACAGGGACAAUUGGUAUGUAAUUGCUAAACGAAACUAGAUAUCGAAUAGAGUAUUGCAUAUCAUUAUACUUCACAUACUAAAAUGA
Molecule: messenger RNA, 740 nt
Organism: Linderina pennispora
Lineage: Eukaryota; Fungi; Kickxellomycota; Kickxellomycetes; Kickxellales; Kickxellaceae
Product: S-adenosyl-L-methionine-dependent methyltransferase
Exons: 3
Coding region: 36-692 (218 amino acids)
Biological process (GO): tRNA wobble uridine modification
Cellular component (GO): nucleus; cytoplasm
Molecular function (GO): tRNA binding; S-adenosylmethionine-dependent methyltransferase activity
Source: RefSeq, a predicted model, not a curated record